CAAAUGGCGACCGUAAGACAAAUCAACAAACCUAUAGACAUUAACCUUUUUUUCUGUCCAACACAUUACAUUGUACGUUUAUCGUAUAUAUUCAUAAAUAUUCAUAUACAAGAAAGUUAACAACAUGCAUGAAGAAGAUUCUGAUGAUGAUAUGAAUGUAGGGGCUCCCAUGAUGGUGGAGGUCAAAGGUCACAAUAGAACACCACGACAACAUUCACAAAGAUCACUGAACAGAGAUUCUGAAGAAGAUGAAGAGGACAGGUAUGAAGAUGAUUAUGAGGAUGACAUGACCACAGCUAGAUCUGGGAGGACAACAAGUAGAAAGAAAAAGCCUGGGAAGAAUGGUCGUCAUGGUAUUGACAUGACACCACCUGAAAAACUUCUAAAAAUGGCAGUUAAAAGGAUUGGAAAAUUCAGAGAAAAGGAAAAACACGAUGAAGCUAUCAGAGAACUGGUGCGAUGCAUAGCACUUACCAGGAUUGUACAUGGUGCCAAUCACUGGAAGUUAGCAGAAAGCCAUGCUGAUCUGGCCGAAGCAUAUCUAGAUCUUAAAGGAUUAGCCCCACAAGCAGACUACCAUGCAGAAUCAGCCAAAACCAUAAUGUUAAACACUGUUGCUACCUACACAACGGAACAAGAGAAAGCAGAUGUCAUCUUCAUAUUGUUUAAAAUCCACCAUACUCAAGGGAGAGCACUCACCGAAAUGAAACAGUACACUGAUGCAGAGAAGGCCCUGUCGAAGGCUGAUAGGACCUGUCAUGAUUUCAGUCGGUUAACAUGUGUCAGUGAUGAUGAAUGCGAGGAGAUGGAGAUCAAAUACUGUCAUGCUACUGCUAGAUUAUACUGGAAACAGAAAAAGCAUGCCAGAUCAGCAGCCCAGUAUGAUAAGCUGUUAGACCUAAUGAAGAGACAGUAUGGACCAGAUUCUAUGGACCUUGUUCCAAUUUAUCAGGAAUAUGGGAAAGUAGAAUUGAGUAAAGGAAAAUAUGCAAAUUACGACAAGGCCACAGACCUCUACCUACAGUCUCAUACUAUAGCUGGUGCUAAUUAUCGUGAAGGCAGUACAAAGAUGGUCGACACAGGAUUAGCACUAGCCCAGGCUUACAUCAGUACUGGCAAAGAGGAAGCUGAGGACUUGGCUGAGAAGUAUCUGAAUGAAUGUCUAGUAACGUGCCAGACAGGGUAUGGUCCCCAGCAUAAAAAGACAAUAGCAAUACAGGAUGAACUUGCUAGGUUACUUAUCAGAACAGAUCGGCAAGAGGACGGUUUAGACAUAUUAAAAUCCACUUUACCAGAUAAAUGUGAGAUUUAUGGCGACUACUCAGAGCAGGUCUCAGAUACGCACAAGCUUACAGCAUCGGUCCAUCUAUCACAGGGAAAUUUGGAGAAAUCACUCAGAGGUUAUAAAAAGUGUUUAAACAUAGAACAAAUAGUCCUUGGUAAAAAUCAUAGAAAAACAAAAGAUACAGAAAGGACCAUCGACAUUUUAAUGGCGAGUCCUGGCUUAUCUAAUAAAUUUGUACUGAGUAAAGAAGAUGAACUGAAGAAAAGGCCAAAGUUCAACACCAUGGUGACAACAAAACAAACUUUAGGGGGAUUUAAAUCCUCAGCAUUUUAGAUUUAUAGGAUUAUUUCAAAUAUCAAAGUAGAAAAUUCUAGAUGGACUCAUUUUCUUUUAGAAUGUGAAAUUGGCAAAAGUAGAUUUAGUUUGAUGGAUGCAAAGUGAACAAACCUCAUUGAUCUGCAUCUAAAUGGCCAUAAAAUGAAACUUGUAGCUAUAAUACUUCUAGAAAUACAAUUAAUGAAAAAUAUGGAAAAAAGAUCUGUAAAUGUAUAAAAUGUUUGUUAUAAAGCAGCUAAAGAUGCAUUUUUAUUUCACUCUAAGUUGUCAUUUGUCUAAAAAAAACCUUCACAUACAUUUCAUGGAUAAUUGAUCAACAUUAAGUUUGUAUGUGUAUGUCAAUUUCUCAGAUACUUUGAGUAACCAACCAUUGUCCACUGUCAAGAGUAGUUGUAAGUUGUACAUGUCUCUCUGACAUUAGUAAAUUUUCCUGCAGGUUAAUGCUCAGAAGAUAGAUAUAUGGAAAAAUAGAUGUAGUAAAACUGUCAACACAUAUUCCUGUUGAAAUGGAUUCAGCCGGCAAGAUAUUUAUCAUUUUUACUUUUGUCUCAUACAAGGAUUAGAACUUUCCUUAUUAAACAUGUCUGUGAUAUUUUCUAUAUUUAGAAUAUAAUAAAUUUAUGUGUAAAACA
This is a messenger RNA of Mytilus californianus (California mussel), 2253 nucleotides long. RefSeq names its product tetratricopeptide repeat protein 23-like. NCBI's taxonomy places the organism in Eukaryota, Metazoa, Mollusca, Bivalvia, Mytilida, Mytilidae. Gene Ontology annotation, molecular function: protein binding. The transcript has 11 exons. Bases 125 to 1618 code for a protein of 497 amino acids. The record is from RefSeq and is a predicted model, not a curated record.